Messenger RNA from Pteronotus mesoamericanus, 2385 nucleotides. It is a transcript of the gene LRRC57, whose product is annotated as leucine rich repeat containing 57. The transcript is spliced from 6 exons. Gene Ontology annotation, molecular function: protein binding. The coding region runs from base 158 to 877 and encodes 239 amino acids. The record is from RefSeq and is a predicted model, not a curated record. NCBI's taxonomy places the organism in Eukaryota, Metazoa, Chordata, Mammalia, Chiroptera, Mormoopidae.
GCGUCUCUGGCGAGCGCGCCUCCCGGGUUUUCUUUUUAAGAGCCUGCUGAACUGAGGGGCAGGGGGCGAGUCCCGGGUCCCCCGAUCCUCCUUAGGCUCCUAGCGGAGUCUAGCAUCGGAACAGCCGCUAAAGAGGGACCCGAGCCGCGGCGCUAGGAUGGGAAACAGUGCCCUCCGCGCUCAUGUGGAAACCGCGCAGAAAACGGGUGUCUUUCAGCUUAAGGACCGCGGGCUGACUGAGUUCCCUUCAGAGUUGCAGAAGCUGACGAGCAAUCUCAGGACCAUCGACUUAUCCAACAACAAGAUAGAGAGCCUACCGCCAAUGAUUAUAGGGAAGUUCACUCUGCUGAAGAGCCUCUCCUUGAACAACAACAAACUGACUGUUCUUCCUGAUGAGUUACACAAUCUGAAAAAACUAGAGACACUAAGCUUAAACAACAAUCACUUGAGAGAACUGCCCUCUACCUUUGGGCAACUGUCUGCCCUCAAGACUCUGAGCCUCUCUGGGAACCAGCUACGAGCAUUACCACCCCAACUUUGUAGCCUACGGCACCUGGAUGUGGUGGAUCUCUCCAAGAACCAGAUUCGGAGCAUACCUGACAUAGUGGGAGAGCUGCAGGUCAUCGAACUUAAUCUCAACCAGAAUCAGAUAUCGCAGAUCUCAGUAAAGAUAUCUUGCUGUCCUCGUCUUAAAGUUCUUCGCCUGGAAGAGAACUGUCUUGAGCUCAGCAUGCUUCCACAGAGCAUCCUCAGUGAUUCCCAGAUCUGUCUGCUUGCUGUGGAGGGCAACCUUUUUGAAAUAAAGAAACUACGAGAACUAGAAGGCUAUGAUAAGUACAUGGAGAGGUUCACGGCUACCAAGAAGAAGUUUGCAUGAUGUUCUCCAUGAGCAUGGGAAUCCUUGUAGGACAUCUGCAACCUGUUGCAACUGGCUCUAUCAAAGGCUCUUGUCAAGGCCAUCUGCAGUAAGGAGCUGAUACUUUAUCUUAAAUAAGCUAAAAGGAAUCAACAGACAGGAAGUUUUCCCUUUUGAGUUAUGGAUAGGGCAGUGGACAAUGUUGAUCUUCAAAAUCAUUAGUUUGGCUUUAAGAAACCAGUAGCUAGUAGCUAUUUAUACAGUGAGGAAGGGAUGCCACCUGGUAAGAGCUCCAUACCACAGCUUGAAAUUUCAUGUUUAAUUUCAAUGUAUGAGCUUUCAUAAAGUCAACUGCCAUCCCACCUCUGUUGACAUUUCACAUUUUUAUGAAAUUCAACUACCUUGUGAGAGGCCACUAUGGUUAAUCUAAGGAUUUGUGUUUUAUUCCAGUCCAUCAGUUCAAUUAUAGUAUUUAUACUUGGAACUUAGGAUGUAUAUAAAUAUGUGACUGUCUUGAGUAGAAGUGUAGAAGCACCAAUGCAACACUAAGAGAUGAACCCCAAGGCUGCAGUAGCAAAUUCUUUUACUAUUGCAGGUGCCUUAUUGGUAGAGGGCUUGGAGAACUAAAACCAUAUAUGCAAAAUUUGUAAGAUAAAGGGGAUUUUAAUAAUCAAGAUUUUCAUGAAGCCAUUAGAAAUAAUGUCUUAUUUCUGGUAAUCCUUUUCACCUUUUUUGUAUUUAUAAGUCUACUAAUCAAAUUAUCAAAAAACUACUGCAAUAUUUUAAAACAACCUAUGUUUAUCAAGUUUAUUCUCUGAAUGAGAGAAUAUACUAAAUAAAGAAUUUUUAAUGAACUUCAUGGCUGGAAGAAAGGUUCAUCCUUUAAAAGAUGAUGGAAAAAUUUUAACCUGCAAUUGGCCCUUUCUUUGAAAGUAAACUGAUUAGGAAGAAAUAUUUCAUGUUCAGGUUGCAUGAGUACUGCAAUGCAUUCAUGUGACUGAUAAACAUUUUGUGGUGGUGGAACCAUGCUGAUUAAAAGAAACUUAAUACAAAGGUAAAAAAAUAGAUAGUUUCAGAUUGUUACUGAUAUGAACAUUUAGAAAGCUGGCCUUCUGCUAUUUUCUGAAGUUUGUCUUAGUCAAGGAGAUAUUAUUUACCAUGCAUUGAGUUUUUGUUUUACAAACCUAGUUUGACCUUUAAGUCAAGAGAUCAUAAGACCCUAGUCUUUAAUCUAUAAGAGGAAGUCUCUCUGACUUUAAUUCUGGUCUUGGUGUUCUUUUUGCCCAUGUUAUUUUCUGUUUCUCAAUUUGGGGAGGAAGAGGGGUACCAGUUUAUCAUUACUGAGAUUUUUAAAAAAUAAACUUAUGUUUAACCUUACUGAUCUACUGAUUGAAGUUAACAUUUCUCUAAAUAUUUUGUAAGUACUUAUCUAAUAAAUCAGAACUUAUAAAUUAAACUUAAUUGUUCCCAGCCACUUAAUUACUAAUUAGAGUUUUAAAAAUCCCCACCCCUAUGACAAUCAGUUACUA